Molecule: messenger RNA, 1269 nt
Organism: Serpula lacrymans var. lacrymans S7.9
Lineage: Eukaryota; Fungi; Basidiomycota; Agaricomycetes; Boletales; Serpulaceae
Exons: 4
Biological process (GO): GDP-mannose biosynthetic process; carbohydrate metabolic process
Cellular component (GO): cytosol
Molecular function (GO): mannose-6-phosphate isomerase activity; zinc ion binding
Source: RefSeq, a predicted model, not a curated record
UCUUCCCCUCCUGUGUUUCGCAUCAUACCAGCGACGCAGUCAUACGAGUGGGGGAACUUGGGACAGACGUCCACAGUGGCGCAACUGGCGUCUAGGUCCGGCAUACCUGGCUUCAAAAUCCAUGACCAGACAUCCUAUGCAGAGCUUUGGAUGGGCACCCACCACAAAGCUCCCGCUCGAGUCCUAUCUUCCGGCCAUAAGCUUUCAGAACACCUAGCAGCUUACCCUCACCUAAUCGGUGAUCGUGUCUCCAACAAGUUCAAUAUCACAGACGGCCAGCUCCCUUUCUUGUUCAAGGUCCUUUCGUUCCGAAAAGCUUUGCCAUUGCAGCUCCACCCAGAUAAACAUACGGCAGAGAGACUACACUCAGAACAGCCAGACGUUUAUUCAGAUACGAAUCAUAAGCCAGAGAUAGCUAUUGCACUAACGCCUUUCAAGGCACUCUUCGGUUUUUUACCACUCGAGAAGAUCGCAAUCUAUCUCUCUUCUACUCCAGAAUUUGCUGCUCUCCUUCCUCCUGUCAUCAUUAAUCAAUUUAUUUCCGUGGCCAGGUCCUCUCCUUCAGAAUCAGAGGGAAAGGAAGCCCUCAGAGAUUUAUUUGGUUCAUUCUUAACAGCAGAUGUCAAGGAGGUCAAGAUGCAGCUCAGAAACUUGGUAAAGCGGUAUGACGCUGGACCAGACAGAGACGAGGAAAAGGAUAUCAGGUCCUUGAUCAUCUCCCUCAACAAACAAUAUCCGGAAGACAGUGGCGUGUUUUGUGCCUUUAUGCUCAACUAUGUCGAGUUAGAUCCUGGCCAGGCGAUCUUCCUAGCUGCAGGGGAGCCUCACGCUUACGUAGCAGGAGAUAUCAUCGAAUGUAUGGCAAAUUCUGACAACGUGCUUGAAGCGGGCUUCACUUCCGGACAGAAAGAUGUUCCCAAUUUUAUGAGUGGCCUUCUCUAUUCUGCAGCGCCUGCAGAAACGCGCUUCCUUCCGUCUUCACCGUUGACCCGUGAAGGCCUGACAGGUAAGGCCACGACUAUAUACGAUCCGCCCAUAGACGAGCUUGCAGUUAUGCAAGUGAUCGUUCCUAAGGGUGAGGCUGAGUCCCAUCCUGGGCUUGGUGGCCCUUCUAUAGCUAUAGUCCUUGAGGGCGGAGGGACGAUAGAAUGGGGAAGUGAGAAGAUGGAAGUGUCGAAGGGUCAUGUCAUUUUCAUUGGACAAGGAACAGACGUGAAGUUCUCAGCCGUGGAAGAUGAGUUACGCGUGUAUCGCGCAUACGUGGAGGCG